Anopheles coustani is the source of this 1419-nucleotide messenger RNA. RefSeq names its product angio-associated migratory cell protein. The transcript is spliced from 3 exons. Lineage: Eukaryota; Metazoa; Arthropoda; Insecta; Diptera; Culicidae. Bases 108 to 1334 code for a protein of 408 amino acids. Gene Ontology annotation, molecular function: protein binding. The record is from RefSeq and is a predicted model, not a curated record.
CUUUUGUGCCGGUAUCACAAAUCUUCAUCACAAUCUUGUUUUUAGUUUAAAUUUAUCACUUUCGUAGGAUUUCUCAACAAUAACCGUGUGUUUUGCGUGUGAAUAAAAUGCGUGAAAAUACUCCACCCCAAUCGCCGUACGGUUUAGAGCCGGAAGACGAAGAUGACGAGGAGCUAAUCUACGUUGGCGACGCCGAUGAAGUGUUGGACCAGUGGGAGAAUGAAGCUUAUGAUGGAGAUUCGGACGAGGCCAACGAGGAAGAGCUCGAUGAAGCACGCGGAUCAAGAAGCAGCCGACAACCAGUGCGGGAUGAUGCGAAACUAACAUUCAAGAAGCAUACGUCGCCCCUUUUUUGCGGAGCACUACAUCCCACAGAAGAUUUAGCCGUCACGGGUGGAGAAGAUGACAAAGCUUACGUGUGGGACACGAAAACCGGUGAAGUGAAAUUUGAAGUGACCAAUCAUUCGGAUUCGGUAAUCGGAGUAGGAUUUAGCUACGACGGAACGUUCGUUGCCACCGGUGACAUUUCGGGCUACAUUCAGGUUUUUAAAGUAAGCCAAAACUACCGCAAAGUGUGGGAGUUCACCGUUGGCGACAUGUGCGGACUUCGAUGGCACGGGGCAGCACACGUACUGCUGGCCGGGACGGAGUCUGGCGAGGUGUACGUCUGGCGGAUACCGUCCGGCGACUGCAAGGUGCUGCAAGGCCACGGUACCAAGUGUGAAACGAUCGAGCUGACGCACGAUGGUAAAAAACUUGCAGCAGGAUACGGCGAUGGACAUUUCAAGCUCUGGGACCUGAAAACAAACGCAACGGUGAUGGAAGUACCCCCGAGUGCUGGCCAUUCGGCGAACAUUACCUCGCUGGGGAUCGAUCAGGACAAUCAGCUGUUUGUUACGGGUGGUGAGGACGGAAGCACACUCGUAGUGGGCACGAACGGUGUGCUCGGAACGCUGACGGCUCCGUCGGAGGAAUCCAUCGAGGCGGUGUUGCUGGAUUAUCCUGAUUUCGAGUUGAAAAUCGCUGCCACCGGAACGCUGGCGGGUAAGGUGACCAUCUGGGACAUCGCACGACAGGCCAAGCGGGUCGAGUGCACCGAUGAAAACCCCACCGGGAUUACGCGAAUGAUGUGGCUCAAAGAUUACAUGGUCUGUGCUGGAACGUUGGGGGGACUGGUGAAGGGAUGGGACGUUCGGAGCGGGGCGAUGCGUUUCACUUUGAGCGGCCACACGGACGAUGUGCAGCACAUUGCCUACAAUAAGGAGAAAAACAUCAUUCUCUCCGUGUCGGAAGAUACUACGGCCAAAAUAUUCGAGGUACCAUCCGCGGUAUGAUGUAAGAGGUUUUUGUUUGUUUAGGGUACAUAAUAAUGUAUAACAAGCAUGUUUGUUUAAUUUUGAAACACUGUUGAACAACAAA